Dinoponera quadriceps is the source of this 792-nucleotide messenger RNA. RefSeq lists its product as uncharacterized. The record is from RefSeq and is a predicted model, not a curated record. The transcript has 3 exons. Lineage: Eukaryota; Metazoa; Arthropoda; Insecta; Hymenoptera; Formicidae. Bases 1 to 792 code for a protein of 263 amino acids.
AUGACGAUCAGCAGAGAACUGAUUAUCAUUUUGCGUCUGCUUUUGCGACCUGCAUCUUUACCUCUCCUGAUCACAUGCAGUCGUCACGAACGGCUUAAAUAUAUAGAAAGAUGUUUAAAGUCGAGCAUAGAAUCAAUGAAACAUUAUUUGAUGGAUGACAUUCCAAAUCUGGAUUUACCAUCUUUCGAGCCGUAUUGGUUGGAACAUUAUCAAUUUGUCUCGUCAGAACAAUUUAAUGGAAUUGCGGAUUUGACUGGUAUAACGGUACACAAUCUGACAAACUUCACGAUAAAUAAAGUCGAAGUUAACACAAAUGUAACUUGGAUUAAAUUGGAAGCGUUCUUUCCAUCUAUCCAAUUUUUCGCUACGUACGAUAUACAAGCUACGAUCUUCGGUAAAUACUUACGAAAAAGAGGACGCACAGUUAUAGGGAAUUUUAGAGGUGUAUCAAUCAACGUCACAAUAGAAGGUGAGUAUCGUGUGAGGCCUAAGAACAAAGAAGAACAUUUUAAAGUGACUAACGUCCCUGUGAAAUUGAGCAUAAAUGAAGCCACGUUCUACUUGAAUAACAACAAAGUGCAUAACCUUUUAAUACAAGAAAUAAAUUCUCUUCUGGCCAGCAACAGAAAAAUAGUAGCGAAAAAAUUAGUGCCCGAACUUCAAAAAUUUGCUUCCAAAAUUAUCCGUAGAAUUGCUGUUAACAUGUAUUCGAAUAUCCCGAUGAGAUUAUUAAUGCGAGAUUAUAACUUUGGGGAUGAUGAGGACAUUGAAUUAUCGAUUAUCGAUAAUUAA